CCGUUCCACACCUCAACAACUGCGGCAACACCGCAACAACGACAUGAGCUCGUCGUACAAACCGACCGACCCGUCGCGUGCAAGUCCGUCUUCGCACCGCACGACCGGGGCGCCCAAUUCAAACCGCAACAGUCUCCAUGCGACACAGUCUGCACAGCUGAUGGAAGAUCUAUCCCGGCUUCUUACCGAUAGCGAUCGCACAUUUAAAAAGAAGCUUGAUGAAGAGGCGCUGCACCAACAACAUCGUCAUGUGGAAGCUCUGGAACGAGCGCUGAAGCAGCAUGAGGCUGUCCGCAAGUCGGCUGAGCAAACAUACGAAACAUUCCAGCUUGAAAUUGAGCGUCAACGGAUCGCAAGAGAGGCGGCGCAGGCGCGCAAACUGGCAGAGGAACGUCGGAAGCUUGAAGAGGCCAAGGAAGCCGAGAUAGCCCGGAUUGAGGAUGCCCGACAGAAAGAACUGGCACGUCUCAGAGACCAGGAACGACAACAGCAGGAGCGGGAACAGGCCCGGAAGAGACAACAGGAAGAGGAGGAGGCGCAGAAUAGAGCCCGUCAGCAAGCAGAGCAAGAGCGCAUUGCAGCUGAAAAGCGAGCUCAGGAACAGGCAGCCAGUCAAGAGGCAGCAGCUCGCGCGGCGCGAAAUCAGGAGCGACAGCGCGAACAACAGCAGGAAAAAGAACGGGAGCAACAGGCAACUCGGGCAGCGCAGCCAGCGAGUACACAGCAACAAGGAGUUCCAGUGGUACCCGCACAGCCCCUGUCGAGCAACAUACCUGCGGGCCUUGGGACCACACAGGCGGAGCGCCUACAAGUGCACAAUGCCUAUCUCCAGCUACAUGCACAGUGCAAGGCACUGCGUAAGGAGAUCAUGCAGAUCAAGAGCACUAAUCGCCCGAUUUAUGACAGCAUCAGGGAUCAUGCACGACAUGUCAAACUUGCUGUGGGGCAGCUUGCGAAGAACGACACGACAGGUAAUCGAAAAAGAAUUCAAACUAUUCAAGAGCACUGGACAUGGUCGAUUUCAUGCUUUCCCAACGAAACCGCAGACAUCAAUCUCUACAGGCUGCAGGCAGUACAGCCUUCACCAGUUCCCAAGGUAUUUUUGUACAUGGUCAAUCAUACAGUCAAAAUCAUCAUCAAGCAGUUGGCAUAUGAGGUCACUGUAGAUCCGGAACGUGCAGAGCCGAUUGGGAUAUUAACAGCGACGCUCUUCUCCAAGCCGGAAUUCAAGCCAAAUGGACAUUUCAUGUCGGACAUGUUCUGGGCGAAGUUCCAUAAAGUGCAUGCAACCAUAUUUGGCCUCGGCUUCAACGAGCUCACUCCGGAUGGUAGACUGGCGCUUGGAUUUAAACCAGAAAUGUACUCGAACAAAACGAUGUGGCACGAUGCUGUACGAGCUAUGUCCCGGGGAUAUGCCGCCAUCACGCUCCGUGACUUUUCACGGUCUGCGAAUGAGAAUCCUUUUCCGAACCGACUGUAUUGGGAAGCUCUGUCACGAAUUCUCACGACGCCGGUCGAGCAGCGUAUGGCGCUCCAUUACGUGACUGCAGAAGGCAUGCUCGACCCGCUCUUCAUGCCCCGCUUUAUCAAGUUCUAUGGUAACAACGCGCUCGCUGCCAUCAGACUUGGGGUCGUCGAGUUCCCCAAGCCGCCCCAUAAAGAGGGACAUGAGCUGCAGAAGACGACUCUGCAGAAGAUGCACUUCAAAUUCCAGGAACAGUUGAAUCUUCGGUUAUAGGGUAGAAAGAUAGAUACAUGCUCUCUAGGAAACCAUCCGUUGCCGAGCGAUAGAUAUCGACCUCGUCAACCUUUCCAGCAGC
Sphaerulina musiva SO2202 is the source of this 1820-nucleotide messenger RNA. RefSeq lists its product as uncharacterized. The transcript has 2 exons. The record is from RefSeq and is a predicted model, not a curated record. Gene Ontology annotation, cellular component: nuclear pore cytoplasmic filaments; cytoplasm; nuclear pore. Bases 44 to 1738 code for a protein of 564 amino acids. Lineage: Eukaryota; Fungi; Ascomycota; Dothideomycetes; Mycosphaerellales; Mycosphaerellaceae. Gene Ontology annotation, molecular function: phospholipid binding; translation initiation factor binding; inositol hexakisphosphate binding. Gene Ontology annotation, biological process: poly(A)+ mRNA export from nucleus; regulation of translational termination; regulation of translational initiation.